AUGAGUCGAAGCGCAAUAAAAGACAAGGGUCGACGGUUCUUCGGGCGCAUCCUUCCUCGGAAGGUUGAACCGGCCCCGUCGAAACCUGACGAGCAGCCCGAGGUCGACCCGAGGCAGAACCUGAGGAUCAGCGACGACGAGGUUGGAUCGUCGUCAGCUUCGACAUCCAUUCGAGAGAACGAUAAUCACGUUGAUCCGGAGGCACAAGAUGCAUCACAGGCACACCAGCCUUCGUUGUGGGAUAAGGCGUACGCAAGACUGGUGGAAGAAGACAGCAAACUAGUUGGAGACUACGACGAACUUCUUUCCAAAGAGAUGGAAAGACAAACACGCGAAGAUUCGAAGCCCGAUAGUCCGGCCGAAGACAAUUCCCACACCUUGGCUACAGAAUCUGCGUACGCGCGACGCCAGAAACUUGAGGAGAUGGCUCGCAAGGGCUUGGACCAUUUGGAUGGCAAAAGAGUCGCCUACCAAGUGUUUGGCCAUGAAUUCACACCUUCGGCCCGCAUCGCCCAAGCAGCCGAGCUACUGCAGUGGGCCAAGACAUUCAUCGACAAAGCGAUACAAGCGUCUCCGGAAGCCUCUCUAGCAUGGGCAGGCGUCUCCUUGGUUUUCCCGCUGCUCAUCAAUCCCGUCAACGCAGAUCAGGAACAUCGUGACGGGUUCGCGUACGUGACGACAAGGAUGCACUACUACGCCGAACUCGACCGCCCCAUCCGAUCCCUCUGGAACAGAGUGGACGACACAGCCCUUGUAGGGGCGGCAGAGGAGCAUCUGGUGGGACUUUAUCAGCUGUUUCUUGGGUUCCAACUGCGAAGCGUUUUGCGUUUCUAUCGGAAUCAGUUCAAGACCUAUCUGCGCGAUUCGAUCGAGCACGAUAACUGGAAGAGCCUCCUCGAGGAGAUCAAAGGUCAAGAGCGUUCUGUCGAUGAAGUCGUCGCAAACCUCAACAAUCUCCGCAUGGGGCAAGACUUGGAAAUGCUUCGGCAGUAUACCCAGCAAUCCCUCGACCAGAGCACUAGGCUACUCGCCACCGCAGACAAACACCUGGAAAUCUCAGAGAAAUCACUCGACGUAGCUUCUCGACAGCUUCAACUGACACUCUCUGCCAAAGAGAACGAAUGUCAUCAGCUCUUUCGGCUCGCCACACCGGGCAUCGAAGAGCCAUACGAGUGGUACAAGGGCAGGAUUCAGGACCGGGUUGAGGGCACUUGCCAAUGGUUUCUCAAGCACCAAUCCUAUCGACGCUGGAUUGCACAAGAUUCCGGGCUUUUGCUGGUGACCGCCAACCCCGGAUGCGGCAAAUCCGUACUUGCAAAGUACCUGGUCGACGACAUACUCCCGAACUCCGCGAGUCCGCCGCCGCUUGUUUGCUACUUCUUCUUCAAGGACCAGGACCAGAACACCGUGGCCAAAGCUUUGUGUGCAGUCUUGCAUCAGCUGUUUACGCUACGCCCAGACCUGAUCAGACAUGCGAUACCGGAAUACGAUAAGAAUGGAAAACGUCUGGUUGGCAUUUCAUCGUCACUCUGGAAGAUUCUCAGCGACGCGACCGGGCAACUUGGUUCCGAACGGGUUGUUAUCGUUCUCGACGCGUUGGAUGAGUGCGAAGAGUCUCAACUGAAAGAUCUCCUGAGAGACCAAGAGACCGACAACAACGUGAAGUGGCUCAUGACCAGUCGGCCAUACGACAGCAUCACCUCUCAGUUCUAUGGCCAGGCGAAUUCCUUCAGCAUUCAUAUUCCUGGAGAGAACGAGUCGGAUGCUCUUGCUGAGGAGAUCAACCUCGUCAUCGAACAUCGAGUCUCGAAACUCGCAAAGAGGAGAAUAGGCGGAAACCGAACUUUUCUCAACGACGAGCUCAAAAACCAUCUCCUGGAUACGGUUCUCCAAAUGGAGCACAGAACAUACUUGUGGCUCGAUCUCGUCUUUGAAGACUUGGAAAAGCGCAACUUGAAGAAGACAAAGGGCGGCAUAGACUCGGCUGUUUUGUCACUCCCAUCAACCGUCAACGAGGCUUACGAGAGGAUAUUGUCCAAGUCGACUGAUCCUGCAACGACCGAGAAGGUUCUUUGCAUGAUAGUCGCAGCUGGCAGGCCUCUAAGUGUCUCGGAGAUGAACUAUGCUGUCAACGCGGACACUGUUGAAAACGUUGACGAUCUUGAGUUGGAGUCUGAUGAAGAUUUCCAGGACAGAUUGAGGUCUUUGUGUGGACUUUUUGUGUCCAUUCACGAGGAUAAAGUCUACCUUUUGCACCAAACCGCCAAGGAAUUUCUGCUGGAAGGUGACGAUACCAUCCAGUCCCAACAGCUCACAACAAGGGCCAUUCAAGGAGUUCCACAAUCUCACGAAAAUACAAAUCGGGUAUGGAAGAACUCGAUCUCCAGGAACGCGGCUCAUCGAAUGGCGUUUGAAGCGUGCUUUGCAUCACUAAACCAGACAACCACCGAAUCAAGUCAUACACAUUGUCACCCUCAAGAAGGAGGACGCGAACUGUUCUGGGAUUACGCAAUCAACAACUGGCCGACACAUCUCAUGCAGUCCGGAGCAAUCGCCGAAAUCGACACCUUUCUCAAAGUUCUGUACUUUGUGCAACAGAAUUUCCGCGCCGCGGGGUCGAUUAAAGGGAGCUUUCUCCGCAACUUUGGAGGUCGCCGCAUCUUCAAGUACUUAUGCCGCCCGAUCUAUGGAAAGUACUGCCCGAAGGUUGCUGCGCAACUCGAAUUGAUGAAGGGGAGCAACAGGUUAUGA
Messenger RNA from Colletotrichum karsti, 2751 nucleotides. RefSeq lists its product as uncharacterized. NCBI's taxonomy places the organism in Eukaryota, Fungi, Ascomycota, Sordariomycetes, Glomerellales, Glomerellaceae. The record is from RefSeq and is a predicted model, not a curated record. The transcript is spliced from 3 exons. The coding region runs from base 1 to 2751 and encodes 916 amino acids.